AUGGCGCCGCUGAAGCUGUACGGGAUGCCGCUGUCGCCCAACGUGGUGCGCGUGGCCACCGUGCUCAACGAGAAGGGCCUCGACUUCGAAAUCAUCCCCGUCGACCUCACCACCGGCGCCCACAAGCAGCCCGACUUCCUCGCCCUCAACCCCUUCGGCCAGAUCCCGGCUCUCGUCGACGGAGACGAAGUCCUCUACGAGUCCCGUGCCAUCAACCGGUACAUCGCGACCAAGUACGCGUCGUCGGGCGCGGCCCUGCUCCCGGCGACGCCGUCGGCGAAGCUGGAGGUGUGGCUGGAGGUGGAGUCGCACCACUUCUACCCGAACGCGUCGCCGCUGGUGUUCCAGCUCGUCUUCAGGCCGAUCUUUGGCGGGGCCCCGGACCCGGUGGUGGUGGACAAGCACGCGCACGAGCUCGCCAAGGUGCUCGACGUCUACGAGGCGCACCUCGCGCAGAACAAGUACCUCGCCGGGGACCAGUUCACGCUCGCCGACGCCAACCACGCGUCCUACCUGCUCUACCUCACCAAGACCCCCAAGGCCGGGCUCGUGAACGACCGCCCCCAUGUGAAGGCCUGGUGGGAGGACAUCGCCGCCCGCCCCGCGUUCCAGAAGACCGCCGCCGCCCUCCCCUUGCCCCCGCCGCCCUCCGCUUGA
Miscanthus lutarioriparius is the source of this 657-nucleotide messenger RNA. The record is from the annotation of a GenBank genome assembly. Lineage: Eukaryota; Viridiplantae; Streptophyta; Magnoliopsida; Poales; Poaceae.